UCUAAAGUAUAUACAUAAGCAUCUUUGGAGAGCAAACAAGACCACCAGAGAGAAAGAAUUUGCGAAUGUAUCAUACAUUUGUUGAUAGAAAAGGUCUGCCCGUCUAAGUUUAUACUUCAGUACGCUUGAAACGUUCCUCUUCGCCGGAGUUAAAAAUGAAUUUAAAAGUUUUCUUAUAUGGAUUUCUGAUUUCUUUGUUAUCGCUUAAAUGUGUCACUAGUCGUGGCCAAAAGAGAAAGCACAUAUGUAUAGACCUUGUAUCAGACUCUUCUGAUUCAGACUGCGUCAUUGUGCCGCAGACUGCAGCGGAUGUAAUCCUCAUAAAUAGUUCCGAAGAUACCAAGGAAGAUACUCACAAAAAAAAUAAUAGUGAUAAUCACUACGGCACCCACAGGAAUAUCCGCAUCGGUCGCAGGAAAAGAAGGCGUACAAGUAUCGUGAUUGUUUCAAGCAGUUCUGAAGCUGAUGAUGAAGAUCUUGAUACCAAAAAGUCAAACAACGAAAGCUGGCAAAAAACGCGAUCAAGUGUAAGACAUGGCUUACAUAGUUCGGAAGCAGAGAAAAAGGACGAAUCAGAUUAUCCCAUUUUGGAAGACAGUACUAUGGAGGAUGUGGACCUGGAUUAUGACAUGAUUCUUGAUGAUGACUUUUUUAAAAGAAUUGAAGAAGAUAGAUCCACCGAUACUUGUGAUCAUACCCUCAUAAAUACGCAAAGCCCAAGCUGGAAAAAAUGGUUUACAAGUGUUAAGGCUGUAGCGGGUGCAGGCCCCGAUUACCACAUCGUUUAUGAUAUAUCUCCUAAAGACACUGAGAAAGAUACACACAUGGAUACCCACAACGAUGGCGAGAACGAUACCCAGACGGAUACUCAGACUCAGGCGGAUACCUCCAAAGGCGAUAGUAACUGCAAUAGCUCUGAUUAUGAUUACUAUUAGUCAAACCGCUACUAUCUGUGCGAGACAACAAAAAAUAUACAAUUAGAUAUAAUUAUAAUUAAUUAUAAUUAUAGGUCGUUCUAUACCUUUUUAAAGUUUGCGCUUUUUCAAUAAUAUAUGUACGUCUAAUAGAUUAAAACAAUAAAUACUGUGAGCAUCAAAACAAAACAAUAUUUGUAUGCUUUUGCGUUAUUAAUUGCUAUUCAAAUAAGAAAAUAAUAAUUAUUAAAUUCAUUUGCUCGAACCUAUACAGAGAUUUCAUCACAAAAGUUGUUAUCAAAUAUGUUUGGGUUGAAAUUUUUUUUUCACCAGAACUGUUUUUGAUUGGAAUUCAUUUCAUAAUUCAUACAUAUAUAUAUCAAUAUAUAUCAAGCAAAAGAGCCACUUGCCUUCUGAUUUGCAAAGCUAAAUUAAUUUAUUUUAUGUGU
Drosophila subpulchrella is the source of this 1363-nucleotide messenger RNA. Its product is annotated as protein starmaker-like. The transcript has 2 exons. NCBI's taxonomy places the organism in Eukaryota, Metazoa, Arthropoda, Insecta, Diptera, Drosophilidae. The record is from RefSeq and is a predicted model, not a curated record. Bases 156 to 935 code for a protein of 259 amino acids.